AUGGUGGAGCUGGCGGCCAUACUCAGCCUAGCAGCUUACUCUGGAGACGAGGCGGCGGUGCGCCAGCUGCUGGCAAGAGGUGCCUGGCCGGAUCACACCACCACGGAGGGCUUGAACCCGCUGCACAUUGCAAGCUCCUGUGGCCAUGCGGGGUUAGUGAGGCUGCUGCUGGAGGCUUCGCCAGUCACGGCGGCAACGGCAGACUCUGAUGGGGGCACAGCACUUCACUAUGCCGCACAGGGCUCUAGGAACAGCCCAACUGCGGCAGUCGUGCGCCUGCUGCUGGAGGCUGCCCCAGCCGCAGCUUUGGCGCCGGAUGCCGUAGGCUUCACACCGCUUCACAGCACGGCCGACGCUGGAAACAUUGAAGUGAUGAAGAUGCUGCUGACGGCGGCACCCGCUGCGGCGACAAUGCUCAACACAAACAAGGAGGCCGCCAUCCAUCGCGCCACCUACCGCUGCAACCCAGCAGCCGUGCAGCUGCUGCUGGAGGCGGCGCCAGCGCUGGCUUUUGCGCCAGACGCGUGUGACGAAACGCCACUGCACCUGGCGCUGAGUGGGUACUGGAUCACAACAGAGGCCAGGGAGACGGCUCGCUGCCUGCUGGGGGCGGCGCCAGCGGUGCAGCCAGCUCUUGACAUCCUCCUACAGCACAGCCAGCGUUAUGCCACCCUCUUUGCCGACCUGGCGGCCCGCCUGCCGCUCAGCCAGGAUCAGUGGCGCUCAAUUCCUGCGCCCUGCCCCGACCUGGCUCGGGCGCUGCCAGCCGUCCUGGGGCGAUCUACGGCAGAGGCGGGGUGGCUGGUGGGGCGGCUGGCAGAGGGGCAGCGCAAGCGGCUGCGGGCAGCGGCGCUCGGCCUGGCACGGGCGCAGCGGGGUGUGCCGUCCCUUCCGGCAGAGCUGAGAGGGCGCAUCCUGGCGCUGUGCCUGCUGUAUUGA
Chlorella variabilis is the source of this 939-nucleotide messenger RNA. RefSeq lists its product as hypothetical. The record is from RefSeq and is a predicted model, not a curated record. Gene Ontology annotation, molecular function: protein binding. Bases 1 to 939 code for a protein of 312 amino acids. The transcript has a single exon. NCBI's taxonomy places the organism in Eukaryota, Viridiplantae, Chlorophyta, Trebouxiophyceae, Chlorellales, Chlorellaceae.